AUGCCAAUACCAAAAAGAACGCUUCUACCAAAUAAUCCACCACGAAAAGAAAAUGACAAAAUAACAAAAAUGAUCGAAAAUGUGCAAAAAGCAUUCCCAGACAUAAAGACCACGCUCGAGAUUCGUGAACUAAUUGAGCCCGCAGCGCAAACUCGUGCCAAAGGAACACCAAGGCCACAAAAUUGUUUCAUGUUAUAUCGUAAAGAGAUAUCUGCAAAAGCAAGGUAUACCGGUGAAUCUCAAUCAGUGGGUGCUUCUUCAAAAACGGCAUCAGAGACAUGGUCAGAAGUUUCUACAAGAGAAAAAAAUUUUUGGCAGGCGUUAUUUGAGAUUGUCAAAGAACAACAUCUGGAUUCUUCGACAGGAAUGAGCGAUGUCGAGUCAUCAUCCGGUUCAUCAAAUGAAUCGUCUUCAUUUCAUUCGACCGAAACGAGCAUACACGAUUCAUUCGAUAAUUUUUCAAGACUCCCGCAUACUUACUAUGCCCUGAACAAUGAUAAUUCAACAGAAAUUAAUGGAAAUAAUUUUGAGCAAUCUUAUGCAUGCUUAAGUUCAAUCACUCCAUCUCAUGAUGCUACUACAUCAGAGUAUCAAUAUAUUCACGACAGUAAUCAAUAUACCUUGGAUGAUUACGGCCAGCGUCAAGAACUAAAGCAAAAAAAUAAUUAUCAUAAUUUGCCCGAAGAGAUCUUAUCCAAUUAUUUUUUUGAGGCAGAAGGAAAAAAAGAAUCUCGAUUAUCUUUGCCAAUGCAACCUUUCCCGCAGCAUUAUCUUAAUUAUCCUGUUUAUCCUGCACAGACAUCAUAUUUUAUACCCCUCGAAAUGAUUUACAAUGGACAGCUAUCAUCACGAUCAGAUCAAAGACUAUUUUUUCCGACAUCUCAGCAAUAUGAUAGUCCCAUUGCUCCAAAUCACAAAACACAAGUGACAGCAACAACCGAAUUAUCAGUUCAACUACCGUAUCAUUUUUCACCAUAUCAAAUGACAAUAGACGAAAUACAACAAAGACAACUCCAUGAUGAUUCCAAUACCAAGCAAAAUAACGAUAGCACUAACAAAUAA
Ambispora gerdemannii is the source of this 1062-nucleotide messenger RNA. NCBI's taxonomy places the organism in Eukaryota, Fungi, Glomeromycota, Glomeromycetes, Archaeosporales, Ambisporaceae. The record is from the annotation of a GenBank genome assembly.